Molecule: messenger RNA, 1284 nt
Organism: Tremella mesenterica DSM 1558
Lineage: Eukaryota; Fungi; Basidiomycota; Tremellomycetes; Tremellales; Tremellaceae
Exons: 14
Coding region: 1-1284 (427 amino acids)
Biological process (GO): L-leucine catabolic process
Molecular function (GO): 3-methylbutanoyl-CoA dehydrogenase activity; flavin adenine dinucleotide binding
Source: RefSeq, a predicted model, not a curated record
AUGGUGAGAACACUGUUGACCAGCUUUGGUUCACCCCGAUCCCUCAUAAAAUGUCGGAUAAUAUCCAAAUUAUCACCACGAAGAUUCUACACUUCUUACAAUCCGGCUAUAUCAGGUCUGACAACGGAACAGGAGGAAUUCAGAGAGACAGUAGCAUCAUUCGCCCAACGAGAAAUCGCUCCCCGAGCAGAAGAAAUAGACAAAACCAAUCGAAUGCCCGAUGAUAUCUUCCCAAAACUGGGAGCAAUGGGAUUGUUGGGGGUUACGGUACCUGAGAAACUAGGAGGAUUAGGGUUAGGUUAUCUUGAACAUACCAUAGCUAUGGAAGAGUUGAGUAGAGCGUCAGCUUCGGUGGCUUUGUCGUAUGGUGCACAUUCAAAUCUCAUGGUAAAUCAGUUAACUCGGUGGGGCAACGAAGAGCAAUUGAGGAAAUACCUCCCUCCUCUACUCACCGGAGAACAUAUCGGCUCACUUGCAAUGUCUGAACCUGAAGCAGGGAGUGACGUAGUUUCAAUGAGAACCAAAGCGGAGAAGAUAGGUGACAAGUGGGUGUUGAACGGGAGCAAGUGCUGGAUCACCAAUGCUCCGUUAUCUUCGACAUUCCUGAUCUACGCCAAGAGCGACACUACCGGUCCACCGAGCAAAGGCAUCACAGCUUUCUUGGUAGAGAGAGGAUGGAAGGGGUUUCAAGUUGGGGAGCAUCUGGAUAAAUUUGGCAUGAGAGGUUCCCCCACUGCCGAGCUUUUCUUCGAUAACGUUGAGAUACCCCAAGAAAAUGUCCUGGGGACUGUGGGAAAAGGAGCAAAUGUCCUCAUGUCGGGUUUGGAUCUUGAACGUUUGGUACUAUCUGGUGGACCUCUCGGAAUCAUGCAAGCUGCUCUGGACUUUACAUUAGAGUAUACACAUGAUCGACAACAAUUCGGAAAGCCAAUAGCGACGUUUCAAUUGAUGCAGGGGAAGCUUGCGGACAUGUACACCAAAUUGAGCGCUUCGAGAGCUUAUGUAUACGCCGUGGCUAGAGCUUGUGAUGCUGGGCAUGUUUCCCGACAGGAUUGUGCCGGGGCAAUUUUGUAUUCUUCCGAUAGGGCUGUCGAAGUUUCCAUGGAAGCUCAACAAUGUCUUGGUGGAAAUGGGUAUAUAAAUGAUUAUCCAGCUGGGAGAUUAUUGAGGGAUUCUCGGUUGUACACCGUAGGAGCGGGUACGCAGGAGAUUAGGAGGAUGUUGAUUGGUCGUGGAUUCAACGAGAUCUUCCACGAGGCAAGAGGGAACGCAGUAGCUCAAUGA